AUGGAGUAUCUUCGACCGGCGACUAACGUUAUCCUCCAGGUGCGGCACUGUGCUAGGAUUUCGACACUGUUAGACGGUCUCUGUAUACCGUUCUACAAUGUUGUUCAUAACCUUGAAAGAUCUCUGUCGUUUCGAACCGCAUCAGAAGAGCCGUCAGCCUGCGAUGUCAUUUCACGAUUGUCAACGAUUCAAGGCUCUGCUCCGGAAGACUCUGAGAAUCCUCAUAAAAACAUUAUACAUAAUCUCUGUGCCUCCGCUGGCAGCCUCUUAGGUUGUCGAUACCCCGGGACCUACGACGGUUCCGCGAUUGUAUAUGGCAACGCCUCUCGUCUGUGCGAUGCCAUCCUGGCAUUCCUGUAUGCCGUGUUCAGUGAUGUGUAUGGUAACCAGCCGUACGUUGCUGGUAGAGAUGUAUUGUAUGAUGAUGUGAUUGUGCAGCUGAAAUCCCAACUAUGGCGUGGCCACAAGGGGUUUCGUCAAGCCAUCCACAAGGUGGCCACUGGCCUCCAGAGGUACAAUGCCGCUGUCGAGGCUUCGAACAAGAAAGUCAAGGAGCCGAUGGAAACUGUGUUGGAAUACGUGAAACCAGAUGGUGAGUUGUGUCAAGGUAUAAAAGAUUUGCAGAUAUCGGAAACAUCGACGUCAGCUGAAGAUGAGAGAACUGUGGACGCCGCGGUCACCCUGGUGGAGCGGUGCAGAGAGGUUGCCAGGGUGUUUUCCAAAAGCUUGACAGCGGUAAAAGAUGCCAUUAACGACCUGAACCCCAAGCUGAAAAGAAAGCUCGAGAACGCCAGGAGAAGCUUUUUCAAUCACGUCGACUGGCUGAGCAAGUGGUCCAAGAAGGGGCAGAAAAAGCGGUUGGACAAGAUGAUACAAAAAAUGAAGAGUAGGCUUAAACAGCUCGCGAAGGCAGUCAAGGACAGAAUUAAACAAGAAGUGCAUACGGUUGUCGAGUUGUUGAAGAAACGUGUUAGGGAGAUUAAAAUGAAGUUGGAAGGCAUUACUGUCAGUCUGGAGAAAUAUGUCAACGAACUCGGGCAGUGUAUGGGAGAGGCAAAAAAGUAUAUUAAGGAUGUGAAAAAGUAUGUUAAUGACAUAAUGCAGCAACUUGAUGGAGAGAAUAGGCAGGCGAUUGACAAGGCAGCCGCGGACAUUGAUAGUGAGCUUGGCAAGAGAGUUGAGGAGUUGAAUCAGUGGAUUGAGAAUGCGGAGGCCGCCGUUACUGUGGCUAAGGAGAAGGCGGAUGAAGUGCAUAAAAGAGUGGAUAAAGGAGAUAAGAAUCAGAAGAUUGGUGGAGGACUUAAGAAGAUUGAAGCUGCAAGAAGCCAAGUUGAGAGCGUGAGUCAGGAUAUACAAACUGUUCACGGUGAUUUGGAGUCUUGGCAAACUGCGGCGCAAGGUGUCCUCAGCAACGCUGCUAAGACGGCCGGAGAGGUGAGUAAGCAAUUGGAUCCCUCACAACAUGGUGAUCCCCAUCCAAUCGGUGAGAACCUUGUGAAUAUUGAGACCGCUAAUAAGACUAUUUCAUCCGCAAAUGAACAACUCAAAAGUCAAGUAGAUAAUUUGAACCAAUGGAUCACCGAAGCAGAUGAAAUCCGCAAGAAUGCGCAGCAGAAAGCCGAGGAGGUUUACAAAAGUUUGACAGUUCAUGAGCAGCUUAGUAAGAAAAUCAAAGAUAUUCAGAAUGCAAAUAAGGAAAUACAGAAUGUUCAUAGUGGUCUGAGUAGUGUGGACGACAAGUUGGAAGCGUGGAAGCAAGAGGCUGCGAAUGUGAUUCAAGGGGUGGUUGACAGGAUGACGGAAGUGCAUAAGAAGUUGGAUCACGGAGAUGAACAUCAACCGAUUGGUCGAGGAAUCACUCAGAUUAAAGAUGCUAGAGCAAAGGUUGAAGAAGUCGAUAACGGGUUAACAUCUGUUAACGACGAUUUGCAGAAAUGGAGGGAGGCGGCGAACAUUGUGCUUAAUAUAGCGGUGAACAGAGCAAAGGAUGUGCAUAAAGCAUUGGAUCCUACGAAAGGAGAUGCGAACCAUCCUAUUGGUCAAAAACUUAAUGAAAUUGAUACUGCUAAUAAUGAAAUUAAAAGCGCAAAUGAGAAGCUUAAAACACAAGUUGAGGCUUUGCACAAGUGGAUUGAAACUGCAGAAAAUAUCCGCACCGCCGCUGAAGCAAGGGCCAAGGAAGCCUAUGACAAGCUGGACGUUCAUCAGGAGCUGAGCAAGAAUGUUAAGAGGAUUGUGGAUGCUAAAGACAGGAUUAACGAAGUGCAUAGAGCAGUUGAAACGCAAGUUGAGGAGUUGGGACGGUGGAAAGAUAAGGCUGAAGAGGUGAUUGGCGGGGCGGUUGAAAAGGCGCAGUACGUUCAUGAUAGGUUAGAUAUAGGUGGUAAAGGGACGCAGUUGAAUAGACAAAUAGAGGGAAUUGAACAGGCAAAUACGUCGAUUCAAAAUGCAAAUAAAACGCUCGAAGAACAUGUUGCCAAUCUGGGUAAGUGGCAGACUGCAGCCAGGGAUGUCAUUGACAAGGCCGACGAUAAGUGUGAUGAGAUACUCAAGAGGGUUAAGACAGAUCCCAGCAGCAAGAAGGAUUCAAUUUAUAAGCAAUCUGCAUUGUUGAGAGAUAGAGGCACAAAGCUUUUGCAAGCUGCUACUGACGCUAAGCAUAAAGUUGAGUCCAAGGUGAAGGAUGCUUUGGACGCUGUGGAGGCCAUGGACUCCGAUCUCAAGAAGGAUUUGUUUGAAGUGAAGAAAAAAAUUAAGGAGGGGAUAAACAAAGUGAUUAGUGAGUUGAAGGUUGGUGAGUUGGGUGAGGCAGUGCAGAAGGAUUUGAAGCAGUUGAGGGAUAGGAUUGAGGGGCUUGGUAAAGGUCUGACAGACACCAACGAAGAUAAUCCGAUGGUCGGCAGUCACAUAAAAAUUCUUAAAAGUCAUAAGGAUACGCUGGGCGGUGCUGUUAACAACAUUAAGACUGAAACGGAGAAGAAGCUAGUUGACAGCUUUAAUGAGAAUAUCAGGGGUCCUCUUAACAAAGGGGUAGAAAAAGUCACAGAAGAAAUUGGGAAACUUUACGAAAAAUUUUACCCCCAAAACGGCAGCGUAUCGGAGGCGGACAGAAAGCAUCUUCAAAAGAUUUUUGAGCAUAUUAAAAAGCAAGUUUCGGUGAUUAAGGGGACUGGUGAGAAGAAUCACGAAAGUGGCAUUGAUGGCAUUGUCGCGAACGUAAGAGGUCUUUAUGACGCAUUUGUUGAGGGCAACGGCAAAGGGGUUGAGGCAAGAGUAGAUGGAUGGCUUGGAAGUAUUUUGGGGAUCAAUCAGAAUCAACGAGGGACGCAGACUGAUGGGAUGAAGGCUGUGACAUCGUGGAUUAACGUGUAUCGACAGGCAACUAAUGAGCGUGACAACGCUUUGAAAGCCGUCAAGGAUCAAAUAAAGGAAGCACUUGGAAAUCAGAUUAGAACCGGCCAGGCUAGAAUAUCAUCCGGAGACGUAAAGGAUAACAUUGUGCAAAAUCUUACGAAGGUCAAAGAGGCUUGCCAAGCAUUUGUUGAGGCGCUUGAUGCCGAACUGACUAAGGACCGUAUUGAAAAAUUUGUCGCUCCGAUAGUCCAGAAGAUUGCUGGUUCAUCCGGAGGGCGUGCGCGGUCGGGUGUAAAUCCCGAACAUGUCACCACCGCCGUUAAAGCCGCCCUUAUUGCGCUUUGCAGUUGCGUCAGGCAAAUUGCCAUCGAAAUCGAAUCAUUAGCCAUCAAUAAGUUUGGCAAAAUCAUAGACAAAAUCAAGCCAACUGUUGAUGGGCUUAACGAUAAGCUUGCCCAGGCGACUACACCUCCUAGCACCGGCGCAGCAAGUCACGCACCUGGCGCAGCCCUGGCCGUGGACAAGGCGAUUGACCAAGUGAGGGAGGAGGUUGGUAAGGUUGAGAGUAAUUUUCAGACUCAUGUCAAAAAGCCGGUUGAAGAAGCGGUCCAAGGCCUUGACGCUGCCGUUACCGAGUACGACAACAAAGCUAAACAUCAAGUCAUGAAAGCGGCCGAGGGGGCGAUUGACGAGGCAGCUAACGUGAUAAAUACGGAUCGAGAUGGAAGUCAGAUUGAUUUGAAAAGUAGGAUGCCGAAUUUUCACAAAGCCCACACAACUAUCACAUCGAAUAUGCAACCGCAACUUGAAAAAUUACUCAAUGACCACAUUGGGAGGGAUGACACACGUGAUGCUAAAAUGGACCAAGUAAAGCUGUCGAGAGAUUUUGAAAAAUAUGAUGAUCAUGUACGCAUCGGCUCUCUAACGGACUACGUGUAUGGACGACUCUCGCUUGCGAUUGAGAAGGUCAGAGAUGAAGGGCUGAUGGAGAUUAAUGAGCUUAUUGGUAGGAGAAGUGGCGUGGGACCAACAAUCACAGAUAAGCAAAUAACUGAUUCGUUCGGCGCAAUAAAGAAGCAGCUUGAAGGGGUCGUCGAGUCGGUUAGUGAGAAAAGGAUAGGGUAUCUUGGAGUGUCAAUCACAAAUGGCAGUGGGUUGAAGACUCGUCUGACUGGUUUAACAAAAGCGCUCGGUGAUGGAAAGUUGGAUGGGGCUGAAAAGGGUCUAGGUGCAAUCACAACAGCCAUUGGAAAUCUGCAAAGAGAUACGUUUGGUCCUAAGUCCAAGACCAUUGAGGAAGCAGUCAAAGUUGUUAAGAAGGAAGUUGAAGAGCUUAAGAAGAAGUUGCUGAAUGGUGCAGAGCCAAAAGGUGUUAGUGAUCAGUUGACAGAUUUGCAGAAUCAGGGGCUGGGUGAUCAAGAAUAUGCUUGGCAGCCAAAUAAUAAUGGUCCAAAAAUCAGUGGUAUAGGGAAGAUCAGGAAAACCAUCGAGGACCAGAAUGCAAAGUUGCCGGAGUUAUCGAAAGAAAUUGGCGAAGCCAUGGUUAUGGUAAUGAAGGAUAUACGCGGCGUGCUUAGAGAAGUCGGGAUGAGGUUAAGUCAUCAUAUAAUUCCUGAUGAUGACCUUUUGCGUUAUUUGCGCGGAUUGAAAGGUAAGAUUGGAACAGAAAAAGCAGAAUAUAGAAAUCUGCAGGAUAUCACAAAUGAGAUUAACGGCCUGUGGGCAAAGAAAUUCGGCAAGUAUCCGCACAAACUUCACUUAGCCACCGGUGUAAUUAGAAGAGAACUAAGAAAACUUCAAAGUGACCUUAAAGGUGACAAAUACAACGGCAUCAUCGAACCGUUGAGAGAAUUGAAAGAUGUUGGCUUGAAUGAAAACGAUUGGUAUAAGAAUUUAAACAAUAAAGGCCAUCAGAAAAUUGAAAAUGAGCUCAAAAGUCAACAAAGUAUGUUAAGCUGGCAACCGAAACUAAUCGGCUCAGGCGUGGAACAAAUUGCUAAUGUGCUGGAAGAGGUGCGAACUGCGUUGCAGAGUAAUGACGGAGGUAGGAAAGGUGACGUGAUAAACAGAUUGGGAGCUCUACUAAGAGAUGCAUUCAAUGGCUCAGAGUGGCAGAAUGGUAGAGGUAAAAAAUCUGCUGGUCUUGAGCAAAUCCAAGAUGACCUUAAAUGGCAGAAUACACAGUUAUCUGCGGCAACCAAAAAAAUUGAUGACGCAACAAAUACGGUCAUGAGAGAAACACAGGAUAUGCUUAGAAAGGCAGGCCAGAAGUUAAGCGAUGAACUCAUGGACGAUGACAUCCUUGACAAUUUACGGCAGCUACAGAAGAAGAUUGGUCUAGAUCAGAGUAACGGUGGAAGUAUUCAAACAUUUCAGAGAGAAAUUGGUAAGCUGCAAGAAGAUGCGUUUACUGAGAGCCCCCAACAAAUUGAGAAAGCCCAAAAGAUAAUUGAACAGGAACUUGCAAAUCUUAAAGGUGAGUUGCAAAACGUUGUUACCGAUCCGUUGAAGGAGUUGAUGGAACAGGGGUUUGGUGGCAAUGAAAAUUGGAAUGGCCAGAAAGUCAGGGGUUUCGAUCAUAUUAAGCGCAAUCUUCAGAGUCAACAAAGUCAGUUAUCCAACCAACCCGGCCAAAUCGACUUAGGCAUGAGAGACAUAACCGAAGAGCUUCAGAGUAUUCGAGAUGCGUUGCAGGGAACCGCUGACGGUAAUCCCCAAGACAGAGGCGUGAUCAAGAAUUUGGAAUUCAUGACAAAGCAGAUCGGCACUCACGACGAUGCAGGCCUUAAGAAAAUCAAAAGUGACAUAGAGUCUCUUAAACAGAACCAUGUCCCAGUUAUUACCAAACAUCUUAACAUCAUGUCCAGUGCUAUUACCAACGCAUCCGGACAACUGGGCUGGAAUCUGGGUCAGCUGGAUAAUCCGCAUAUCGAUGUCAAACUCAAAGGCAUACAAGAUGGUCUCGACAACCUCCGACUCACAGACCUUGCCGACGCCAUCAAGUUGUGUGACAACUUCCUCAGGGAAGCCUACGAGAUAGAGAAGAACACCUUCCAUGCCCUUUUGAAGCACGUCGACUGUGAGGUGGACGAUGCCAUCAAGGACCUCACCAAGGAAGCCCGUGGCCUGUACGUGGACUCGGUGAGGGAGGCGCUUGAAUUGUUUGCCAAGAAGGUCAAUGAGGAUUUGGGAGAUCUGCCAAACGAUAUAAACAGGGAUAGGUACGUGGGCUAUAAAGGGUUCAUGAAGUACUUGCAAGGACCGCUGAGCUCCGAUCUAACAGGUGAGGAACAGAGCGUCGCAGAAUUAUCAUCCGCAUUCCAGGAAGUGUUCGAGCAAAUUGAGAAGUAUGUCGCAGGGGAAAUCACCAGGCUGCACGACGAGCAAAACAAGGAGAGGAAUCCCUCUUUGCCACCAACCGAGGAUCCAUACACGCCUAAGCUCAAAGAUGUUUAUGACGCGUUGACUGCGCUGCUCGCCUACCUUAGAGACAAUGAUGGCGAUGCCGACAAACUCACCGCGCUGGUCGAGAGGCUGACCAAGGCGCUGAGUGAUUUGGUACCCUCCGACUUCAAGCACCCGUCCACGCCGCUGCUGGACACUGUCUCUCGCGGACUUUCCAAAUUUGCCUGUGAGUUUAACAACACGUACAUCUCAGCCUACUCCGGUCAGCGGUGCAGGGAGGAGCACGCCCACAAGUACACCAAGGUGUUACUGAGCAUGAUACCUAUGACGUACACAGCGCUUACUAAUUUGAUGAUGAAGUGUGAGAGUGAGUGGAAAGCACUUCACAUUAGUAAGUUGACAGCUGACGACAGGGACAACGCACUUGGCAACUACCUCACCCGGUGCGGCUACAGGGUGUCAAGAUCCGGGAGUGAGCAGGACGGCGAGUUGAACAUGUUUAUUGGCGGUGGGAUUUACGAGUUGCUCACCACCCCAAUUGAGAGUGUGGACAUCGAGAUGCUUGUUGACGGUGAGCAAGUAACUUACGAUAUUAACUUGGUCCACAUCAUAUCGCUGCUCUACAACACCCUAUGCCACUACUUCCAGGUCUGCCACCUCUACGUUCCCCCUGAGCCAAGAUACCCGUGCACAGUCAGGGACAUGCUGUCGUGGCUCUCCGGGCUGCAGUAUACACAGGUGGCAGACAAGCUGCCUGACCACUGCAAGGCGUUGCUCAACCGCCGAUGCCACGAUGGCGAUAUCCCCAACAGGGAGGAUCCUGUCAUGGCCAACUGCAUUAGUGAGCUACCCUAUACCAUUGCAGCAACAUGUUCACACUCCACUGCCCUGCUCACCGCCAUACAGGGCAACGGCCACGGCUUCGACCUCGCCGCCUACCCAUAUUCGGUGGACUUCUCCAACAACCGUGCUAAGCUCCACUACCCGGCUGACCCUGACGCAUUGUUCGAUAUGUUACGUGCGUUCGUAUGCCGCCUGUGUAGAGUGCUCUAUUUCCUGUACUCCCAGUGCUGCCGCAGCACCGCCCGGGUCAAGGGGUGGCGGGAGUGCACGUACGGUCGGCAAGUGCAGUCACACCAUUGGCAGUGUAAUAUAAUGAGGAGAGGCUCCACUAAUACUACAAGUACUACUACCGGUACUGGUACAACCACCACUUCCACCACCAUUCACGGCUGCCCUCCCACCUCGCCGCUCCAGUCGUUCCUCUCCGACCGCUGCCACGGACUACUGCCGCAUACCCUAACUGCUGCAGACGGCAUCAUCGAGUGUGCCAACUGCGCCGACAAUCUGCCCGGUCAGCAGUGCCUCACCCCGCUCGGCUUCUGGGAUAUAGGCUUCGCCGCCUCCAUAAGUGGCACGGGGUGGGACCUUAUCAAGCGCCUCGGCGAUAUGUGCCGUGACGCCGACUCAUGUUUGUUCGUGCUCUGUCGGACUCUGUUCCAUCUGUGUCCCAUUGCACCCUCAUCACUCGCCGACGUGUUUGCAUUGUAUGCUCAGGUGCUACGGAAGUGGGACAGUCAUGACUGGCAGGAGCACCGUGGCGGCAGUUACACUGACGCCUCCGAUUUCAUAUCGCAUCUCAACACCGACGGCAUCGACAGUCUCUUCCCACUGUGGAAAGAGCUCCACGGCAGCUACGAAAAUACCAAGCUCACCAGUGCCAUCGCAUCGCUCGUCGGCCAUGACCACAAAAGCCACGAUGCGCUGUCGAGCCUCUGUAACGACACCACUUGCAAGUCACCCCGUGGCUGCGCUCCCUACCUCCAACCCCUAGGACUCCAUGCCCACCACACCUACCCGCAGAAGCACUUCGGGCUAUACAUCACGUGGAUGCUGCACCUGGCGUGGCAGUUCUGGGAGUUGCUGUCUGAUUUGUUGCAGGCGCUAGACAACAUCGACUGCACGGCGUCCGGUUGCGCCACAUGCCCCUGUCAACCUGGCACCCACGGUGGAAAUGACACCUGUCACUGCCCAUCCAUCGUCCAGUGCGCCGGACCUCUGCCCACACUCUACCGCUACGGAUUCACGUUUCGCAACGCAAGUCUCCUGGUCACCGACAACUAUGCCAUUCGCUGCGGCGACCUCAACACACAACUCAAAUGGGCGCUGCACUCCGACCACUUCACUGAAUUGUUCCGGCAAAUCGACCAACUCAUGUGGCACAUCCGGAUGCCGUUCCUAUACUGCUUCAUCGUACUGUGGUCUCUCGUAGCGCUGUACAUACUCCACACUUUCCUCUACUGCCUGGACGUCUUACGCAUCAGGUCACAUCUCCUGACCACCGAGGCCUCGCACCUCAUCGAUGUUAAGGCGCUACUCAUCCCGAGCAGAAAAAUGCUUUCACUCUACGACGCCAGUUACUUCGAUGAUGACCCCAACGAGCUACUCAACUUAAAAUAA
This is a messenger RNA of Babesia bigemina, 9219 nucleotides long. Its product is annotated as Extracellular matrix-binding protein ebh. The record is from RefSeq and is a predicted model, not a curated record. Bases 1 to 9219 code for a protein of 3072 amino acids. The transcript is spliced from 2 exons. Lineage: Eukaryota; Apicomplexa; Aconoidasida; Piroplasmida; Babesiidae.